Molecule: messenger RNA, 2221 nt
Organism: Lipotes vexillifer (Yangtze River dolphin)
Lineage: Eukaryota; Metazoa; Chordata; Mammalia; Artiodactyla; Lipotidae
Gene: IRAK3
Product: interleukin 1 receptor associated kinase 3
Exons: 12
Coding region: 4-1776 (590 amino acids)
Biological process (GO): Toll signaling pathway; protein phosphorylation; intracellular signal transduction
Cellular component (GO): plasma membrane; cytoplasm; nucleus
Molecular function (GO): protein kinase activity; ATP binding; protein binding
Source: RefSeq, a predicted model, not a curated record
GACAUGCCGCCCGCGCUGCUGGGCGAGUUCUGCGCUGUGCUGGACAGCUGCGACGGCGCGCUCGGCUGGCGCGGCCUCGCGGAGCGACUUUCAAGCAGCUGGCUGGAUGUUCGUCACAUUGAAAGAUAUGUAGACCAGGGUAAAAGUGGAACAAGAGAAUUACUUUGGUCCUGGGCACAGAAAAACAAGACUAUUGGUGACCUUUUACAGAUUCUCCAGGAGAUGGGGCAUCAUCGAGCUAUCCAUUUAAUUGCAACUUAUGGGGCAGCCUUGAAUCCUUCAGAGCAGAGUCAUCAGGGAAAAGGAUUUCCGAUCAUGUUAUCCAAGGAAACAGCUAGUGUCACAGUGGAUAAUGUUCUUAUUCCUGAACAUAAUGAAAAAGGCAUAUUGUUUAAAUCCUCCAUCAGCUUUCACAACGUCAUAGAAGGAACCAAAAGUUUCCACAAAGACUUUUUAAUCGGAGAAGGGGAAAUUUUUGAGGUAUACAGAGUGGAAAUCCAAAACCGAACAUAUGCCAUUAAAUUAUUUAAACAGGGGGAAAAAAUGCAAUGUAAGAAACAAUGGAAGAGCUUUUUAUCUGAGCUUGAAGUUUUACUGCUGUUCCAACAUCCAAACAUAUUGGAGUUGGCUGCAUAUUUUACAGAGAGUGAGAAGUUUUGCCUGGUUUAUCCGUAUAUGAGAAAUGGAUCACUUUUUGACAGAUUACAGUGUGUAGGUGACACAGCCCCACUCUCUUGGCACCUUCGAAUCAGUAUAUUAAUAGGAACAACCAAAGCCGUUCAGUACUUGCACAGCACGGAACCGUGCUCCGUCAUCUGUGGCAGUAUAUCAAGUGCAAACAUACUUCUGGAUGAUCAGUUUCAACCCAAACUAACUGAUUUUGCCAUGGCACACAUCCGGCCCCACCUAGAACCUCAGAGCUCUGUCAUAAGCAUGACCAGCAGCAGCAGUAAGCAUUUGUGGUACAUGCCAGAAGAGUAUAUCAGACAGGGCAAACUUUCUGUUAAAACAGACGUCUACAGCUUUGGAAUUGUAAUAAUGGAAGUUCUGACAGGUUGUAAAGUGGUGUUAGAUGAGCCAAAGCAUAUCCAGCUGAGGGAUCUCCUUAUAGAAUUGCUGGAGAAGAGAGGCCUCGAUUCAUGUAUCUCAUUUCUAGAUAAGAAAGUACAUCCCUGUCCUCGGAAUUUUUCCGCCAAGCUGUUCUCUUUGGCAGGCCGGUGUGCUGCAACACGGGCAAAAUUAAGACCCUCGAUGGAUGAAGUCCUAACUGUUCUUGAAAGUACUCAAGCCAGCUUGUAUUUUGCGGAAGAUCCUCCCACAUCCUUGAAGUCCUUCAGGAGCCCUUCUCCUCUGUUCCUCGAUAAUGUACCAAGUAUUCCAGUGGAAGAUGAUGAAAACCAGAAUAAUCCAUCGCUGCCUCAUGAUAAAGGUUGGAGAAAAGGGAGAACGACUCAGAAAACUCCCUUUGAAUGCAGCCAGUCUGAGGUUACAUUCCUGGGCUUUGACAGAAAGACAGGGAGUGGGAGGAAUGAGGGCACUUGCAAUGUGCCCAGUUCUGCUUGUGAAGAAAGUUGGUCUCCAAAGCAUGCAGCUCCAUCCCAGGACUUGAGGGCCUCUGGUGUGAAUGUGGACCCUUCUGCAGAAGUUCCAGGGCACUCCUACAGGAGCAUGCCAGUGGAGGCUAGCAGUUCCUCUGAAUUUUCCUGGAUUGAAUGUGAACAGUACAAAAAGGCAUCAGUUUCACCAGAAGAUAAAGAAGAAAGCAAGUAUUGCUGAGGCACCUGAGUACAGGUCUCAUCUUGGGAAGACAUUGUCUUUAUUGGUAGCGCCAAGAGGACGAUUGAUGGUGAAUUUGGGUAGUGCAGAUCAAUGAUCGGAACAAUUCUAUUCCAUUCCUUCCAACUUGUAGAACAGAGUGGCUUAAAGUUUUGUUUUAGCACGAUCAUUGCCUCAUGAUCAAACCUGGACUAAAUUAGAACCAUUCAGAAUUACUUAAGAUCGUAGACUCUGACUUCAGACAAACAAAACAAUCAAAACCUACCAAAAUGGAAGUGGAUUCCAGUGUCUUUGCCAUCAACAUCCACGUGAAUCCUCAGAGCCUCCAGUCUGCCAAGUACAUUCAGUUCAGUUGGAUUCCAUUGUUUUGGUUUAGCUUGCUUGCGAAGGUCGUCAGAAACGUCUAACUUGUAACUGUUAAUAGAUACCAUACCUUUUUAAAGAA